GUCGCGCGCGCAAAUAAUAGCUCUUCAUUCAUCGGUCCGUUCUCGACGGGAGUGAGCGAACUAGCGCUCAGUCCGUUCGCGCAGUCCUUCCUAAACUAUCAUCAGCUACGUAAGAAAGCAGUAGUGGGACCGGGCGUGACCGUUAUCAGCUGAGAAGAGACGAAAGUUUGCGAAUCUGCGAUUUGAGUCCCCUAUCCGGUCGUUUGCGAAAUCUGUUUGUGCCGUAAGAUCAUCACCUGCCGCUUCAGGUCGAAGCCUGUGAGGAACAGCUAGGCAUUCGCGCUACCGGCGGGGCAACAUUACGCGCUCAGUUAUCGUCGGUUGGCCGCACGCUGCUGAAGGGGUUUGUCAAGUCUUCAGCAAACUGCAACCCAAUUCACACCUUUGCCGAGAUUUUGGGUUCUGUUUCGCGCGUCCGUCGAUGAUGCGUCGCGGUGCGUAGCGACGACGGCGACGUGGUGCUAUUUUGGAAGAAGUUAUUUAGACAGAAGGUUAAACAGUGAUAGCAGUAGGGGCAUAGUAGAGGGAGCAGACUAAACAUCGACAACUGUAAAAUGCUGCAAAGGCAGCUGGAUGACCCGACCACCGUGAGCAACCUAUGGAACUACCUGACCUUUGUGGCAUUCGUAGUGGUGUCUGCACUGAUACCGAUCCGCAAGCGGCUAUGCAGCCGGAAGGUGAAAACCAAAGAGGACUACGUCUUCGGAGCCGGACACAUCUCGAUGCUGGCGAUGAUGCUGUCGAUUGCGCGGGGCACCCUCGGCGUUAUCUCCGUGCUGGGCUACCCGAGCGAGUUCUUCUACCGGGGGACGGCCAUGUGGGAAACGCUGUACGGCAUGAUAACGGCCUACCCGAUCGUGUGCUUUGUAUUCAUUCCGGUGUACUUCGAUCUCGGAAUCACAUCGGUUUAUCAGUAUCUCGAGUUGAGGUUCAACAGCCGAUUGGUACGCUGUCUUGCUUCCGGAACAUACAUUCUCCGGACGCUCCUCAGCCUGGGCGUCACCAUCUAUACGCCAACGGUUGCGUUGAACACCAUCAUCGGCGUCCCGUACUGGGCCUCGCUCCUCUGUAUCACCUGCAUCAGUAUAUUCUUCAACGCGCUCGGAGGCAUGAAGGCUGCCGUGGCAGCGGACGUGAUUCAAAGUCUCAGCAUGACCGCCAUGCUGGUCGGAAUCGUCAUUUACUGUAGUGUGAAAAGCGGUGGAGUGGAUCAGAUCAUAGCAGUUGGUGCGCAGCAUGGACGCAUGAACUUCUUCAACUUUGCGGCCGAUCUACAUCUUCGGGUCACGACCACUUCAGCUUGGCUUGGCGAGCUGUUUAUGUCGCUCAGUCUUCUGGGAUGUCAGCAGAACUUUGUGCAGCGAUACUUAAGCAUGCCAACGCUUCGCAAAAUCCGACAGACUAUGCUGGUCAACAUUCCACUAGUCGUAGUGCUUUUUUCACUGCCUUGGCUUGUCGGAAUAGGAAUCUACGCUUUAUAUUACACCUGCGAUCCGUUAAAAGCGGGCAGCAUAGAAAAAAUGGAUGAAAUUCUACCGUAUUUCAUUAUGGACUACUUCGCCAAAGUGCCGGGAGUUUGGGGCCUCUUUGUUGGAACAUUGUUCAAUGGAGCACUAACCCUAAAUAUCUCAAAUAUCAACUCCCUCGCAACGGUGACUUGGGAAGACUUCCUAACACUACUUCCCGGUUUUCGUAAAAAGACCGACAGUUAUCAAUUGACUGUGAUAAAAAUGGUGGGAACUAUCUACGCCAUCUUAAUUUUGGGAGUAGGAUUUCUCGUCGGACUACUCUCCGGGGUGAUAGAAUCUUCGGUGCUGGUUUUGUCAGCAACCUCAGGACCCCUCCUAGGGGUCUUUAUCCUCGCAAUGUUUGUGCCAUUCGCCAACUGGAAAGGAGCUGCCAUGGGAAUGAUCGUAUCCCAUGCGGUUACCGUGUGGAUCGUUACCGGUCGAAUGAUGUACGUUGAGAUCUACAAUUCCCUUCUGUCAACCUCCAUCGAUGGAUGCGUUAGCGAUGCACAGCUUCUCGUUAACAGCACCUCGUACAUCGCAGUGGACCACAUGAGUAGAGUGAUGCCCUUACCCGUUCCAGGUGAUUCGUUCCUAUACCGAAUUUAUUCCGUAUCGUACAUGUACUACGGGGUGUUCGGAACCAUCCUUACAGUAGCAGUAGGUUUAGUAUUUAGCUUAGCCACCUGGAGCAGUGUGGAUGCGUACAACACGAAGAUGCUGCAUCCGGCGGUGCGGUGGCUGCACGAACGGUCACCUUUCGGUGGUAAACGGUUCGGGUCGUUUGAUGUGACCAAGGGGGCAGACAAACAAACACCAGUCGCCAAAGUAGCAGACAAACAUAGUGUAGCGAAAGUUCCCACGAAGAGUUGAUGGGGUAAGAGGACGUUUUUUUUGCUAGUAGAUAGUCAAGAUGCUUCGAGUAGAUGAUGAAGCUAAACCGAAUAGCAAUGUAAGUUUUGUAAAUAGAAAUCCGUUGAUCUAAAC
Messenger RNA from Armigeres subalbatus, 2495 nucleotides. Its product is annotated as sodium-coupled monocarboxylate transporter 1-like. Gene Ontology annotation, biological process: sodium ion transport; transmembrane transport. The transcript has 3 exons. The record is from RefSeq and is a predicted model, not a curated record. Gene Ontology annotation, cellular component: membrane. The coding region runs from base 555 to 2381 and encodes 608 amino acids. NCBI's taxonomy places the organism in Eukaryota, Metazoa, Arthropoda, Insecta, Diptera, Culicidae. Gene Ontology annotation, molecular function: symporter activity.